UUUCACGUUUGUGUGUCUCACUCUGCAUUUAUCCAGUAGAGCAGGCGGUAGAAAGAACAAAGACCAAAACUGGACGUGACCAGAGAUACUUGCAUAAGUGUGAUGUUAAACUAACAGGUCUGCCUGUGAUCCUGUUAUUAGGAAGGGCUCAGCAGUGCCUGGGAGCCCAGGGAGCCACUGUCUGAGUCCCUUGGGGUCGACGCCAAGAAACCACUGACUAUGAACGCCACAAAGGGAGGCCUGAUCAUUUUCACGGCCAACUCCAACCCAUCCAGCAGAGAGCUGGGUAAAAGGAUCGCCGAACGGUUGGGUGUGGAGCUUGGCAAGGUGCAGGUCUAUCAGGAGGCAAACAGAGAGACGCGGGUUCAAAUCCAAGAGUCUGUUCGUGGUAAAGAUGUCUUCAUCAUCCAGACUGUAUCCAAGGAUGUUAAUACGACCAUCAUGGAGCUGCUUAUUAUGGUGUACGCUUGUAGGACCUCCUGUGCACGGAACAUUAUCGGAGUCAUUCCCUACUUCCCUUACAGUAAACAGUGCAAAAUGAGGAAACGAGGCUCCAUAGUCUCCAAACUCCUGGCCUCCAUGAUGUGCAAAGCAGGUUUGACUCAUCUCAUCACUAUGGAUUUGCACCAAAAGGAAAUCCAAGGCUUCUUUAACAUUCCAGUAGACAACCUGCGAGCAUCUCCGUUUCUGCUGCAGUACAUUCAGGAAGAGAUCCCUGACUAUAGAAACGCAGUAAUUGUGGCUAAAUCUCCAGCAUCAGCUAAAAGGGCGCAGUCGUUUGCGGAAAGGCUUCGGCUGGGCAUCGCCGUGAUCCACGGCGAGGCGCAGGAUGCCGAGUCCGAUCUUGUGGACGGACGACACUCUCCACCUACCGUCAAAAACAUCGGAGCUAUUCAUCCGAGCCUGGAGAUACCUUUACUCAUCCCAAAAGAAAAGCCUCCAAUAACUGUCGUGGGAGACGUGGGAGGUCGGAUCGCUAUCAUCGUGGAUGAUAUUAUCGAUGAUGUGGACAGUUUCCUGGCAGCAGCUGAGACGCUGAAGGAGCGAGGUGCUUAUAAAAUCUUUGUCAUGGCCACUCACGGAAUCCUGUCCUCUGAUGCACCACGUCUGAUCGAGGAGUCUGCGAUCGAUGAGGUGGUCGUCACAAACACCAUUCCACAUGAGAUCCAGAAACUGCAGUGUCCCAAGAUCAAGACGGUCGACAUCAGCAUGAUCCUGUCUGAAGCAAUUCGUCGCAUUCACAACGGAGAGUCGAUGUCGUAUCUGUUUCGUAACAUAGGCAUGGAUGAUUGACAGCUUUGUCACCUUCGGUUUCAUCACUGCCAGUUGUGUAAUGUGCACAAAGUCUUUUUUUUUUUUUUUUUCUUCCCUUCUUUUUUCCACAUUCCACGUUCCUGUGGCCAAAACAAUUUUUUUUUCUUUACAUUUAAAAUGUGCUCAAAGGCCAUGACACUUUUUUUUUUUUUUUUUUUUUUGUACAACACAUUUUCUAUUUAUUUUUAUUGUUUUGCUCAUAUCCCGUUCACUUACUAAUUACUGCAGUGUGGUUUUCAGAUAAGUUUGAAAGAGGGUGAGUUCUGUGAAAUACCCUUCACAGCUAUUUGUUUUGAUUGCUGGUUUGUAAUAAUUUAAGAACGGAAAAAAAAAAAACACUGGCUGUUUUUUUUUUGUUUGUUUGUUUGUUUGGUUUUCUUUUCUUCAUUGUUCGUUAAAUUGAAUACCAGUUUGUACUUUGUGUGCUACCAUUGAACUGAUACUGAUUAGAAUGGUUAAUCAGGGGUAAAGUGCUUUGUUGUGUCAGAGAAUAAAUGACAGUCAUAUUUAUUUAUACUCUCGGAAGACUGGAAGACUUCUUUCAAAUGGCCAACGAUAACAAAUUCAUAACACAACGAUCAUCUAUUAGCACUACGCCAUAUAAUUGUACCAGUCAUUGCCUCAUGACUUGUGUAAUCACUGUGCUACUAGAUAAUUAAACGUCUCAUUUAUUCGGCAAGUUCUCGGAAGCACUGUUGCUCAAGUGAUUUUAAUUUUUUUAACCGACAUUUAACGUGCAAAAUUGGAAUUGUUAAAUUGUUGCUUGAACUAGAUGUAGAUUAUUAAGUAGGAAUAUUUUUCAUGCUAAAAUGUUGAACUUCAGCAUAUGAAAGCUCGUUUGCUUUUAUUAGUUAGGGGUCCAUACCAGCGAUCUUGCUUCAAAAUAUUUCAAAUUAUCCUUAACUAAAGUUUUCCUUAACUUUGACUUUUCCAGUCAGUCCGUUGCAGGGCAUUUUGUUUUUGUAUUAAUACUUCAGGCUCUCACACUUCCUCACAGUAUGUGAUGAUGAUGAUUAUGAUGAUGAUGAUGAUAUAAUAAAUUAAUAUAAAUU
This is a messenger RNA of Ictalurus furcatus (blue catfish), 2366 nucleotides long. RefSeq names its product phosphoribosyl pyrophosphate synthetase-associated protein 2 (gene prpsap2). The transcript is spliced from 11 exons. Gene Ontology annotation, molecular function: magnesium ion binding; ribose phosphate diphosphokinase activity. The coding region runs from base 220 to 1293 and encodes 357 amino acids. Lineage: Eukaryota; Metazoa; Chordata; Actinopteri; Siluriformes; Ictaluridae. Gene Ontology annotation, biological process: 5-phosphoribose 1-diphosphate biosynthetic process; purine nucleotide biosynthetic process. Gene Ontology annotation, cellular component: cytoplasm; ribose phosphate diphosphokinase complex. The record is from RefSeq and is a predicted model, not a curated record.